AUGAGCCAUCCAGCCCCAAUUGCCAUCAUUGGAGUCGGCUGUAGGCUCCCAGGCGGAGCAAACAACUUAGAUAGUCUAUGGAAACUCUUAUCUGAGAGCCGAAAUGGACAGACAGAGAUCCCCAAGGAUCGAUGGAAUGCGGAUGCGUGGUUCGACGCUUACCCAGAUGCAAAGCAGUCAAUGGUGACCAAGCAUGGGUACUUCCUACAAGAUGACAUCUCUCAGUUUGAUGCCAAAUUCUUCGGAAUCUCUAGUGGGGAGGCAAAUUCUAUGGACCCUCAGCAGCGCCUAUUUCUCAUGACAACCUAUGAGGCCCUUGAAGAUGCUGGUAUACCAGUUGAAACACUGCGUGGCUCGAACACUGGUGUGUAUGCCAGCAUAUUCGAGAGGAGUUAUGACCGGAUGGGGCAUAAAGAUCUAUCCACAAUUGGAAGAACACACCUCAACGGAACGGGAGAGUCCAUUCUCUCGAACCGGGUAUCGUACUGCUUCGACCUCCGGGGUCCCUGUAUGACGAUCGAUACCGGAUGCUCUGGCAGUCUUGUUGGCUUGCAUCAAGCAUGUCAGAGCCUUCGAUUAGGCGAGUCGGAGCUCGCCUUGGUGGGUGGCUCUCAGCUCGUUAUUCAACCAGACCUUCUAAGCAUAAUGAGUGGUAUGGGAAUGCUCAACCCAGAUGGAAAGUCGUAUGCAUUUGACUCGAGAGGCGCUGGGUAUGGCCGCGGCGAAGGCGUCGCCACUAUCGUCCUCAAACGAUUGGAUGAUGCACUCAAAGACGGUGACCGAAUACACGCCAUCAUUGCCAAUUCAGGUAUGAACCAAGACGGCAAAACUCCCGGCCUCAAUACGCCAAGUGGCGAAGCACAAGCAGCACUCUCCCGACGUGUGUACCAAGAGGCUGGGCUAAAUCCAGCCGAUACUUCAUUCGUUGAGGCUCAUGGCACUGGAACACAGGCUGGCGACCGCGAGGAAAUAGGAUCUAUAUCCAAGGUCUUUUGCGAAGAGCCUGGUAGAGAAGAUGACCUAUAUGUUGGGUCUGUCAAAACGAACAUCGGUCACCUGGAGGCCGCGUCUGGUAUUGCCGGCCUAUUGAAAUCUAUACUCAUCCUCAAACACGGCCAAAUUCCCGCCACCCUCAACUUUAUCAAGCCAAAAACUUCGCUGAAGCUAUAUGAGAAGAAGAUAAAGAUCCCUAGUGAGCUUACAGAGCUGCCAACAUCGCAAGACGGUCCUGCUCGUGUGUCACUCAACUCCUUUGGAUAUGGAGGAACCAACUGUCACGUUAUCCUUCAGGCUCCAGAUUCAAAAAACUUCAAUGGGGUUGCUAAUGGCACAUCCAACGGAAUAACUAAUGGUGCUAAAACCGACGACGCUACUCCAAAGUUGUUCGUUCUUAGCGCAUCAACCGAAAAGGCAUUAUCGUCGACCUCGGAGAACAUCAAGAAGUGGGCAGACAGUCAUGAGCUAGAUUCGCAUACCCUGCGCAAUCUCUCGUAUACUUUGGGUGUCCACAGAUCUACUCUUGCAUUCCGCCGAGCUAUCGUCGCAUCCACAUCUGCGGAGCUUUUGGAGGAACUAGACCAAACAGUCUUACUAAAGAGAACGACUACCCAUGCUCCACUUACCUUUGUUUUCUCUGGACAAGGUGCUCAAUGGUAUGCUAUGGGUCGUGAGCUUAUCAGCUCGUCACGAUGUUUCCGGCAGUCGAUGGCGGCUAUGGAUCACACGAUACGAGAGCAAGGCAGCACUUGGAGUCUCAUUGAAGAGCUUUCCAGAGAGGAGAACCAGUCACGGAUCUCCGAGGCUGAGAUCUCCCAACCUGCAACAACAGCUAUCCAGAUUGCGCUUGUGGACUUGCUGGAGAGCAUCUCAAUAAGGCCUAGCCGGGUUGUUGGACACAGCUCUGGUGAGGUUGCCGCUGCCUAUGCUGCUGGUGCAUUAAGCAGAGAGAAUGCCAUUAUUGUUGCGUACUACCGUGGUGUUGCUUCCCUGAAAGCCAAGGCAGUAGCGGAGGUGCCUGGUUCCAUGAUGGCCGUCGCCCUUGGAGAGACAGAAGCACAGCAAUACAUUGACAAGAUCAUAACUGGAACUGUCAGUGUCGCUUGUGUAAACAGUCCGGCAAGCAGUACAAUCUCGGGAGACUUGACCGCCAUCGAAGAGCUCAAGUCAUUACUUGACGCUGAGGGAAUCUUUGCACGUGCCCUCAAGGUCGAUACAGCAUAUCACUCACAUCACAUGCGACGAGUCGCUCAGGAAUAUCAGGAAUCAAUGAGUACUAUUGAGUCUUCUGAAGUACGCAGUGGUGUCACAUUAUACUCAAGCGUUACGGGAGCAAUAAAGUCUACAGACUUUGGCGCCGAGUACUGGACAGCAAACCUGAUCUCUCAAGUCAAGUUCAGUCAGGCUUUGGCUUUGUUGAAGGAUGAUCAAGCGAGAAACGAAGCGGGCAUGGACACUAGCGUCUUCAUUGAAGUUGGCCCUCAUUCAGCUUUGGCAGGCCCGGCUCGUCAAACACUGGCGCAAGGAGGAAGCGAAAAGUUCAAGUUCGAAUAUCUGUCUGCCCUCGUACGCCACAAAAACGCUGUGCAGACGGUUCUAUCGCUCGCCGGGAAGACUUUCGAGCUCGGCCUCAAGGUAAAUCUUGGAGCCGUGCUCAGGAUGACUGAUGAAGCAGAGUCUGAGGUCAUUAGGGAUUUGGAAAAGUACCCUUGGGAUCUAGCUCCGUUCUGGCACGAAUCUCGGCUGAGCAAAUCCCAUCGCUUUCGAAAGUUCCCACCGCACGAUUUACUCGGCCUGUUGGAUCCAGCGAGCACUAUUCACGAGCCUCGCUGGAGAUAUCAUAUCAAUUUGGAUGACUUACCAUGGCUCCGUGACCAUGUAGUCGAGGGCUUCACCCUGUACCCUGGUGCGGGCUACUUGACUAUGGCUAUUGAGGCGAUGAAGCAGCUCGUGCAGCUAAGGGAUGUUCAGUGGUCUAUCUCAAGGUUCGUGCUUCGCGAAGUGGCCAUUUCGAAAUCCAUUGUUCUAAAUGAAUCGGAUAAUGAGGGAAGUUCUGGCGAAGUCGAAGUGCAACUGACAAUGUCCAAUUCUCGUCAAUAUGAAGGCAGUCGCUGGGAGAUUUUCCGGAUCUGGUCAUAUGACAAUGCCAACGAAUCAUGGACCGAGCACUGCUCCGGUGAAAUUACGGUCGAAUACGAAGACACUGAGGAUGACGAGGUGAUUGGCGCUAGAGAAACGGAUUUGCGGAAAGAAGAAUCGAUGCAACUUCUGAACGGCGCCCGACAGAGUUGCGAUCUGGAUAUGACCAAGACUGAGUUCUAUGAGUUUGCUAAACUUACCGGUAACCAAUGGGAUGGCGCAUUCAGUCCGAUCGAUUCACUCAAGUAUGGCAACAAACAAGGUCUUCUCGACAUAAUUAUCCCAGACGUGGCGUCCCUGAUGCCAUAUCGUUCUUUCAAACCUCACGUUAUCCACCCAAUCACUCUGGACGCAGUUCAUCAACUCAGUGGAAUACUGUUCAAGAAAUUUGUGUCCAAUGCUCCCUGUGUGCCCACCAAGAUUACACUGCUGGAGGUCGAUGCCAAGAUUUCUGCACGGGCAGGCGAUAGUCUUACUGCCGCUAUGCAGAUCGAACCUGAUGGACUCAAGGCGUCUACUGGGCAGUCUUGGGUGUUUCAGCGAGAGGCUGAUGGCCAGCUUAGACCAGUCAUCAAGCUUUUGGUCAACCUCAGGGCCAUUGGCGAAGCGCAUCAGGACGAGAACCGGCCUUUUGUUCAGGACAAGGUGAACCGACUGGAGUGGAACCUGGACACGGACUUCAUGGAAGAAACAUCAUUCUCUCACUUUCUCUCUACUACGCUUGGAUUGGAUGAGAACAUGACAUAUAACUACGAAGGCAGCAAAGUAUCUGCUAUCGAAGCCGAAGAGAGCUUCCGUGCAGCCGACCAGGCCGCUUCCAUCUGGAUUCGAGAUGCACUGAGCUACGUUGAGGCCAACAAGAUUGAGAUCUCAAGCCCUCAUCUUGUAAAGUACUUCAAAUGGAUGAACAAGUGGGUCAACUCAGACUAUUACAACGACAUCAUGUCAGGGUUGCGCUUCGAGGACGAGGUCAGCAUACUGGAGCGAAUUGAUGCUCUCACCAACGCACCCGAGCUACAACUUCUGGCACGUGUCGGCAGAGCCCUUCCCGCAAUCCUAAGCGGUACCAUUGAGCCAUUGAGCGUCAUGCUGGAGGGCAACCUCCUCAUACGUGCUUAUGAGGGCGGAACCUUCAGUGGUGACUACGAAGCUGCAGUUGCAUACCUCCAACUUCUCACAUUCAAGAAUCCCCGUCUCAGCUUUUUAGAAAUUGGUGCCGGAACUGGAGGCUGCACGAAGAGGCUCCUUGGUGGAAUCGCCGAUAAGAACAGUGCCGGUGGCCUACCCAUUGAACAGUACACCUAUACCGACAUAUCGAGUGGCUUUUUUGAGGAGGCUCGCAGCACAUUCGUGGACUGGGAGGCUUACAUGGACUUUAAGACACUUGAUGUGGAGGGAGAUCCUCUCAAGCAGGGCUUCCAGCCCGAGACGUACGAUGUUGUUGUGGCAUCAAAUGUUUUGCAUGCAACGAAGCAGAUGGACGUCACAAUGGAACACGUUCGAAAGCUUCUGAGGCCCGGUGGAAGCUUGAUCCUUGUUGAGAACUCACCCAAAGGCGCAGUCAUUGGUCUUAUCUUCGGCACGCUAUCUGGAUGGUGGGCUCACGAGGACGAGUUCCGAGAUGACACCGCGCUAAUGUACCGAGAGCAAUGGGAUACAAUUCUGUCAAGGAACGGCUUUGGUGGAAUCCACGUUGCGCGCAACAGUAUGAUGGUUUCCAAAGCUGUGCCCUUGUCGACCAAUGGACAUGUGGCACGAAACGAACAGCUUGUGCUCAUCAAUGAUAUGUCUGGCGAUGUAAUUGAUGCGAUUUCCAAGAACAUCAAGUCUACCUUGGCCAAUACUCAGGUCAGUGAGGGUAGGUGGGAUCAACUUGAAGUCAAUGAGGAGACUGCCUAUCUGGUCAUUGAUCGCGCCGAGACACCUCUGCUUCUCGACCCGCAACCUCAAUUAUUCACGACACUCAACGCGCUCCUUGCCGCAAAGGCCAAAAUUCUCUGGGUCGUUACCCAAGAUAGCCCCGACCCCGUCUCCGCGGCAUACAAGGGUGUGGUAAAUGCUGUUGCAAGAGUUCUCCGUCGUGAAAGUGGCAACACUGGGUUUGUUACCCUUGACAUACGUGACCCUGCUCUUGAUGCAGAAGUGACUGGACGAGUAGUGGCCGAGAUAUUACAAAAAUGCUUCUGGCCAGACGCGCAAGAUCAAAAGUCUCUGGAGCCUGAGUUCGCGUACGAGGAUGGGCGAGUGUCAAUUCCCAGGGUAUUGCCAGACAACACGUUCUUGAAGUGGGCUCGUAGCAGCUGGGAAGCCUCCACUAUGGUCGAGACAGAGACUACUCCUCAUCAGGGUGAUCGGGCUCUGAAGCUCGAAUUUGCUACUCCUGGGUUGCUGAGCUCACUUCAAUUCGUGGACAGUGACUUGUCUUCCGAUCUAAGAGUUGAUCAGAUCGAAGUCAAGUCGGAUGCCUUUGGGGCCAACUACAAGGAUCUGUGUGUGGCCUUGGGACAAACGGGCUCCGACACACAAAUGGUUGGUGAGUUUGCUGGUGCUGUAACAGCUGUUGGCAGCGAUAUGAGGGACAUGUACGAGGUUGGAGACAGGGUUAUGGGCUUUGGUGCCCAGCCGUACAGCAAUCUAUCGCGCGUCAACGGAUACCUUGCCCAGAAGACGCCCAGCUCGAUGAGCAACAGUACUGCAGCAUCGAUCGUUUAUGCACACGUGACGGCGUACCAAUGCAUCAAGAACUUGGCCCGACUCGACCAGGACCAAUCUAUUCUCAUUCACUCGGCAUCAGGGGCUGUUGGUCAAGCUGCAAUCCAAGUUGCCCAGUCUAUUGGAGCCGAGAUCUUUUGUACUGUUGGGAAUCGCGAGAAGCGGCAGUUCCUGGUUGACACUUACGGGAUCUCGGAAGACCACAUCUUCUCCAGUCAAUCCGGGUCGUUGAAACAGAGCAUCAUGCAUAUCACCAAUGGUGAGGGUGUGGACGUUGUGCUCAACACGUCGACCGGGGAGAUGCUAAGAGACAGCUUGGAUUGCGUCAAAAGUCUGGGCGUGUUUAUUGAACUUGGGAAGAGUGAGAUCCAGAAGGCUUCUCAAUUGAGCAUGGGCGCGUUCCAAAAGUCAAUCACAUUCAACACCUUUGAUUUGAUGACUUUGGCUAUGCGAAAGCCCAAACAGAUACACCAAAUGCUUGGUGAAAUCGUUGAGCUUAUUGGAUCAGACACACUUCGUCCAGCACAACCUAUCAACACCUAUCCUAUUGAGCAACUGGAGGAUGCCUUUCGCCUGAUCAGUGCGAGGAAACACAUUGGCAAAGUUGUUCUCAUAGCGCAGCCUUCAUCAAUAGUCAAAUGUCUACCAGCAAAGCCGAAACCACUUCGACUCCGGAGAGACGGAACCUACAUCGUGGCGGGAGGUCUUGGUGAUCUACCUUCAAGAAUCUGUCACUUCUUCGCUGCUCGUGGAGCUGGACAUAUUAUUUCUCUUUCUAGGCGCACCAUCGACGAAGAGACGAGACGUAAACAUACGGCAGCAGUGGAAGCACAUGGCGCCAAGCUUCACCUACUGAGAUGCGAUAUCACCAAUGAGGAUCAGAUGAAAGAAGCUUUCUCGUUUUGCAGUUCGCUACCGCCUAUCAGAGGUGUAGUACAGGGAGCCUUGGCACUGAGGGAUCGAACCUUUUCUCAAAUGACUGUCGACGAAUGGAAGUUACCACUACAACCAAAGAUCUUUGGAACUAUCAAUCUUGACAAGUACUUCGCCAGCCCUGAUUUGGAUUUCUUCGUGGCACUCUCGUCAAUUGUAUCUGUCAUUGGCAAAUCUGGUCAAUCCAAUUAUGCAGCCGGCAAUGGCUUCCAAGAUGCUUUUGCACGCGCCCAUGCCAACCACCCUCAUACUCAGUAUGUGUCUCUUAACAUCGGCGCUGUCUCGAUUGAUGCCCACGGUGCUUUGGAAGCUUCUGAAAACGAGACGGCAAUUAGUACUAUUAGGGCAAGUCUCCGUCAAAACAGUGUCAUGGAUAUCUCUUUUGAUGAGUUCUUCUCCAACUUCGAAUACAUUGCGACCGAUGCUGCUCGUAAGGAUGGGUUGCACCAAUCAAUCCAAGCAGUAACACGCCAAUCAAUGGUUGAAGCCAAUGAUGAGUAUCUACUCGACAAUCCCGUGUUCAGCCAGCUACCACUCGCACUGGAGAAGAAGGACAGUGGCACUACCAAAACCAACAAGAUUGACUUUGCGGAGGCAUUGGCCAGUGUCAAGACUAUGUCAGAGGCGGAACAGCUGAUCCAAGAUGCUUCACUCGCCAAGUUUGCAGUCUUCCUAGACCGGCCUGUGGAGGAGAUUCGGGUGGGCCAGUCUUUGGCUACUCUCGGGCUGGAUUCCCUUGUCAGCAUCGAGCUGAAGAACUGGAUGGUUCGCACAUUCCAGGUCAAUUUACAAACAUCGGAGUUGAGCGGUGCCGGUAGCAUCACCGCUCUCACUUCCACAGUCGCGUCGCGAUCCAAGCUCAUUCCUGAUGAGAUACGUCAAUCACAGCCGAAAGAGGCUGUUCCUGUCAUGGAAGAGACAUCUCUUUCGCAACGCGAUAAGGUGAAGACCAACCAUGAUUUUUAUUGUUGCCGAACAUGCAACGACUUGCCCAGAUAUCCGCUCGUCGAUCUAGAUGAAGCUGUCAAGGACCUUCUAAACAGCGUCGGCCACUUUGCUCAUACUCGAGAUGAAUACGAUGAGCUUAGUCGCAAAGCUCAUGGUCUAGCGUCACCAGGUAGUCUUGGUCGCAGACUCUACAACAAGCUACGCGUCAAGGCUGAUGAUCCCAAGGUGGAGAGCUGGAUUGCCGACCUACUUCUCAAAGCCCUGCAUCUCAAACGUCGCUACCCGCUAGCACCUUUUGGGAACUUCAUGGGCACGCACUUUGACAGCCCGAUACCUCACACUCAGGCAGAACGUGCAGCUGCUCUCACUACAGCAUUAUGUGAGUUCAAGGCCGACCGUGAUGCAGGCAUACUGAAGCCCGAUUUCCUUGGCACAAGAGCCAACUGUGGACAUUCAUUAUCCUGGUUGUUCAACGCCGUGAGAGAGCCAAAUGUCGACUGCGACAAGAUGAUGAAGUACCCGGACAACGAGUACGUUGCAGUGUUGCGAAAAGGACAUCUUUUCAAGGUCCCUCUCAAUUUAGAUGGAGCAAGUGCUUCAUACAGCAUGCUCAAGGCAACGUAUCAAGCCAUCAUUGACUUGAACUUGAAUGACAACUCUUGGGCUGGAAUUUUGACGACUGAUAACCGUGAUUCAUGGGGAUUGAAUCGACAAAGGCUGCUCGCGUUGGAUAGCAGGAAUGCAGCUUAUUUCAAGACUAUUGAGGCUUCUGUAUUCGUCAUGUGUCUUGACGACAAUAGCCCUGUCACACGAGCAGACCGGGUUCGCUAUGGUUACAUAGGUGACUCGUUCAACCGAUGGCACGACAAAUGUACUCAAAUUAUCGUGACUGCGAAUGGACGCUCUGCGACCAUCUUUGAACACUCCAUGAUCGAUCUCAUGACGGUUUCUCAGCUGUCACAGAGACUGCAGAAUGCCAUCAACACACUUGGUCCUGAGACGCGCGCAGCAAGUAACGGUAGCACUACUGUUGAUCCGUCUACUCUAAAGGAAAUCUCGUUGGUGACGACAGAAGAUAUUGAUAUUCACAUUGGGACGCUUCGUCAAGACUACCUCGCCAUCACAUCCACAAAACAAUACGUCCCGCAUUUCAUCAACGGUUUUGGCAAAGCAGUCUUGCUCGACAACUCUGCACCCAUCAAGGCGACUGUUGACUUGACAAUCCAAUUGGCCAGUCGGCUGUACUUUGGCUACUUGCCAGCGAGUUGGGAGACGGUAUCAACAGCGCACUUCCAUCUCGGCCGUCCCGAGAUCGUUCAGGUGGUUCUCAAGUCCGUCAUGGAGUUUUGCGAUGCAGCUCUUGACGAUUCAGUACCGCGUGCCGAGGUUCGUACCAAACUCCUGCAGGCCGCCCGCGAGUGCAAUGCCCAAAUCGCCAAAGGAACCGAGGGUCGCAACUACUUCAGGCUGAUGGAUGUGAUUGAGGUCAUGUCGCAAGAUCAAAAGGAUGAAGAGAUCCCAGAGCUAUUCUCCGAUCCUGUCUGGAAGAGGGGAUACCCACAACUGAUUAUGCAAACCAUGGUGGAAACCAAGUUGUCAGAAGACCCGGGCUUUACCAUGCCGCAUCCAGAGUCUGUGUGGAUGAACUAUACUGUUUUUGAUGAUUCGAUUGAGGUGUGUUUUGUUAGUCCUAUGGACAGUGCAGAUCGAUUUGGGGCGGCUCUAGAUCGAGCAGCAGAGAUUGUAAAGACUAUCAUUUCUGCACGAGAUGUCUAG
Molecule: messenger RNA, 9504 nt
Organism: Fusarium venenatum
Lineage: Eukaryota; Fungi; Ascomycota; Sordariomycetes; Hypocreales; Nectriaceae
Biological process (GO): secondary metabolite biosynthetic process; fatty acid biosynthetic process
Molecular function (GO): fatty acid synthase activity; phosphopantetheine binding; oxidoreductase activity
Source: RefSeq, a predicted model, not a curated record